Messenger RNA from Lynx canadensis (Canada lynx), 1746 nucleotides. RefSeq names its product ring finger protein 166 (gene RNF166). Bases 55 to 768 code for a protein of 237 amino acids. The record is from RefSeq and is a predicted model, not a curated record. NCBI's taxonomy places the organism in Eukaryota, Metazoa, Chordata, Mammalia, Carnivora, Felidae. Gene Ontology annotation, molecular function: ubiquitin protein ligase activity. Gene Ontology annotation, biological process: ubiquitin-dependent protein catabolic process; protein polyubiquitination. The transcript has 6 exons.
CUGGCCGGGCCGGGCCGGAACAGGGGCAGCGGCGGCGGCAGGCCUGGCCCCGGGAUGGCGAUGUUCCGCAGCCUGGUGGCUUCGGCUCAGCAGCGGCAGCCGCCGGGCGGGCCGGCGGGCGGUGACAGCGGCCUGGAGGCGCAGUACAGCUGCCCGAUCUGCCUGGAGGUGUACCACCGGCCUGUGGCCAUCGGCAGCUGCGGCCACACGUUCUGCGGGGAGUGCCUCCAGCCGUGCCUGCAGGUCCCGUCCCCACUGUGCCCGCUGUGCCGCCUGCCGUUCGACCCCAAGAAGGUGGACAAGGCCGCCCACGUGGAGAAGCAGCUCUCAUCCUACAAGGCGCCCUGCAGGGGCUGCAACAAGAAGGUGACGCUGGCCAAGAUGAGGGUGCACGUUUCCUCCUGCAUGAAGGUCCAGGAGCAAAUGGCCAACUGCCCCAAAUUCGUCCCCGUGGUGCCCACAUCCCAGCCCAUCCCCAGCGCCGUCCCCAACAGGUCCACCUUCACUUGCCCCUACUGUGGCGCCCGAAACCUGGACCAGCAGGAGCUGCUGAAGCACUGUGUGGACAACCAUCGCAGCGACCCCAACCGCGUGGUGUGCCCCAUCUGCUCGGCCAUGCCCUGGGGGGACCCCAGCUACAAGAGCGCCAACUUCCUGCAGCACCUGCUACACCGGCACAAGUUCUCCUACGACACCUUUGUGGACUACAGCAUCGAUGAGGAAGCGGCCUUCCAGGCGGCCCUGGCCCUGUCUCUCUCCGAGAACUGAAGGCACAGCCCAGCCCCGGGACCUGAGCCCUCCCGCCUCGGGGGGACGGGGCGUGCGGUCUCCCUGAGGCCCAGCGCCUGCCUGGGAGUGGGAGUGCGCCUCGGGGACCAGGCGGGGCCUCCGUUGUCGUCGCAGGAGGGGCGGCCCCCCGAGCCCGCCGGGCCGCGUCCUCACGGGGCGGCCACCAGUGCUCCUGGCCGGGCAUUGCUGGUUUCUUCGGUGCUUCGAGCUGAGCAGGUGGCCCUGGUAGGGCCGGCUCGUUGGGCCUGGGAGCAGUCGACUGUCUGUCUGUCUGUCUCAAAGCCAUGACGUCCUCCCCGUACGCACGGAGACCCGUCCUGCCCACGCUGCGUCCCGCAGGCCUGGCCGCUGCACGGGAAGCGCGGGAGGGGAGCCCUGGCCGGCAUCUGGCAGCGCUUUCCCUUUGCGCGCACGGUACUGGCUUUUGUGAUACCUGGAGAUUCUGGCCUUUUUCUACGUCACCCAGUGUGAGAACCUUUUCACAUUUUAUAGAACAGCUACUCUACAAACCGCAAUCCCGCGUUUGACCAGGGGCAAUAGUAUUUUUAUGGAACAUUUACAGAAUUAUAUUUUUUAAAAAAAAGCAAUCAAAAAUAAACAGUGGUGGGGUCAGUGCAGGGGAGGGAAAGAGGCGGGCAGACCUCGGAGCCCCAGCGCGGCCGCGGGGCUUUGCUGGGGUGCGCGCAGGACCGCGGUGGCCAGGGUCCCUUUCAUAGUCGCCAGGAAGAAGCCCCCGGUGCCCCCCUGGCUGCUCACAGUGCAGGCCUCCUCCUGCCAGGGUCCUGGCCUCGGCCCCGCUGUCACCUUCCCAAGCGGACCACGGACCACGGACCGUGUAGGCCACCCCGGGGGACGACAGGCGGGGCUGGAAGACGCCAUCUCACUCUUUUCGGUUCACGGCAUAAAUUAUUGCUCUUUUAAAAAAAAAAACGUAAAUAAAACGUUUCAAAGCAUCUA